Messenger RNA from Medicago truncatula (barrel medic), 2457 nucleotides. RefSeq names its product serine/threonine-protein kinase tricornered. NCBI's taxonomy places the organism in Eukaryota, Viridiplantae, Streptophyta, Magnoliopsida, Fabales, Fabaceae. The transcript is spliced from 13 exons. The record is from RefSeq and is a predicted model, not a curated record. Bases 403 to 2019 code for a protein of 538 amino acids. Gene Ontology annotation, molecular function: protein serine/threonine kinase activity; ATP binding. Gene Ontology annotation, biological process: protein phosphorylation.
CAAAAUAAAAAUGUCGGAAAACUAUAUAUAAAAUUGGAGGUAUCACCAUGUCUGAUCAAAGUGGGAAAAAGAAGAGUGAUAUAUCUGAGUUGAGAGUUACUUUACUAUAUAUAGAUAGAUAAUUUUUUCAAAAUCAUAUUAAUUUUCUUUGCAUAACUAUUAAUUACACGGCAUUCCGAUUUCUCAGCUUCCUCUUUCAAACUCAAUUUCAAUCCAUCAAUUCUAUUUUUUUACCCCUAAUGUUUCAAUCAGAAUAACCAAGGUACUGCAUGAAAACUGUGUUAUUUUAAAAAAAAAUAAAAAUAUGAGAUGUUAUUAUUGUUUAGUGUAGAAAUUGUUUGCAGAAGAAGAAAGGGAAGGAAUGAAUGACAAUGUUUGAUUGUGAUUGUUAAUGUGAGGAAAAUGGAUUCAGCGAGGAGUUGGUUUCAUAAGUUUCAACCGCGGGAUAGACUGAGAGCUUCAACGAGGAAGAAGGAUGAUGGUAAUGGCGUGAUAGAUGAUGCCAAUGCGGUUGUUGAUGAGACGGAUCUUUCCAAUGUUACCAAGCAGAAGGUUGCUGCUGCUAAGCAAUAUAUCGAGAAUCAUUAUAAAGAACAAAUGAAGAAUCUUCAAGAGAGAAAAGAACGUCGAACUGUCUUAGAAAAGAAGUUGGCUGAUGCUGAUGUCUCCGAGGAAGAUCAAAAUAACUUACUUAAAUAUUUAGCGAAGAAGGAAACCGAAUAUAUGCGUCUUCAAAGGCAUAAAAUGGGUGUUGAGGAUUUUGAGAUGUUAACUAUGAUUGGAAAAGGUGCAUUUGGGGAGGUUAGAGUCUGCAGGGAAAAGACUACAGAUCAUGUAUAUGCAAUGAAAAAGCUAAAGAAAUCGGAGAUGCUUCGAAGAGGCCAGGUAGAACAUGUCAGAUCUGAGAGGAAUCUCCUUGCAGAGGUUGACAGCAAUUGCAUCGUCAAACUUUAUUGUUCUUUCCAGGAUGAUGAGUAUUUAUAUCUUAUUAUGGAGUAUCUACCGGGAGGGGAUAUGAUGACUCUUCUUAUGAGAAAGGAUACAUUAACCGAAGACGAAGCCCGAUUUUAUGUAGGAGAAACAGUUCUGGCUAUUGAAUCUAUACAUAAACACAAUUAUAUACAUAGGGAUAUUAAACCUGAUAACUUAUUACUUGAUAAAUAUGGACACUUGAAACUAUCGGAUUUUGGACUAUGUAAACCGUUAGACUGUAGUGUACUUGAAGAAUCAGACUUUUCUAUUGGCCAGAAUGCAAAUGGAACAACACAAAAUGAUGAUCGUGCAUUUCCAAAACGUACACAACAAGAACAGUUGGAAAACUGGCAGAAAAAUAGGAGGACACUUGCUUAUUCUACCGUUGGUACACCAGAUUAUAUUGCUCCGGAAGUUUUGUUGAAGAAAGGUUAUGGGAUGGAAUGUGAUUGGUGGUCACUUGGAGCUAUUAUGUAUGAAAUGUUGGUGGGAUAUCCACCUUUUUAUUCUGAUGAUCCAAUGUCAACAUGUAGGAAGAUAGUAAACUGGAAGUCUCACUUAAAGUUUCCCGAAGAAGCAAGGCUAUCUCCGGAGGCCACAGAUCUUAUAAGUAAGCUUUUGUGUAAUGUCAACCAAAGGUUGGGGUCAAAUGGUGCGGUUGAAAUAAAGUCUCAUCCAUUCUUUGAAGGUGUUCAAUGGGAAAAGUUGUAUCAAAUGGAAGCUGCAUUUACUCCUGAAGUAAACGACGAGUUAGAUACUCAAAAUUUUGAAAAGUUUGAAGAGUCUGACAGCCAGACACAUUCAUCGUCAAGAUCAGGUGGUCCAUGGAGAAAGAUGCUUUCAUCAAAGGACAUAAAUUUUGUUGGAUAUACAUACAAGAACUUUGAAAUUGUUAACGACUAUCAAGUUCCUGGGAUGGCUGAGUUGAAGAAAACCUCCAAAUCGAAGAGGAAGCCAUCUGUCAAGUCGUUGUUUGAUGGUGCGUUGGAGACUUCUGAGGUGUCUGAUACUUCAGAAGUGUCUGCAAGCAAUCCACCUACUAAAUGAAGUUUAUAAAUCCCUUGACACUCAAAUUAGUAGUAUCUCAAAGCUUGAAGGAAUCUUCCUCCUAACAAGGAGUCUCUGAUGAUCUACCUGCUUAGAAAGUACAGGAGCCAUAACUCAAACCAAUGGCAUUUUUUGACCAUUUAUAUUCUUAAUAAAUUUUUUGACGCUAUUCCACAUUUGGAUUGUUCUUGGCAACAUCAACGAUUACACGUUUGUAAGCUUGAGGAAAGGUGGAAGAAAGUAUUGUGUGUAGAACUAACCGAUUAGCCUCAACACGGUUUAGAUGAAUCUUGCAAGUUUUGUGAAUCAUGUGACACAGUGUAUAUUCAUUUAUAUAUAGUUAAAAAAAGGUGUAUAUUUGUGUGUAUUCUUUUACAUUAUCCCAAUGGAUGAUGAUAGUGGAGACGUGGUUCCUCACUCUGUCUCUAUUGAAGGACA